GAUUUGCAAUUAAACUGAGAAUUGUUUCUAUAAACAAAGCGAAACUUGGUGUGAAACAAUGGCGUCCUCGGAUCUUAUUGGCAAGCUUGAGACUGAUGUCGAAAUCGAUAUUUCUCCCGAAAAGUUCCACCAUAUGUGGUGCCACAGGCCGCACCAUGUCCACCACACUAGCUCCGAAAAAGUACAAGGAUGCGAUUUACAUGAAGGUGAAUUUGGAACUCCCGGCGUCGUUAUCUGCUGGAGAUAUGUGCAUGAUGGAAAGGCUAAAACUGCAAAGCAGGUAGUUGAAGUUAUGGACCAUGAGAAAAAGUCAAUAACUUUCAAAAUGCUUGAAGGAGAUCUGAUGGAGGAAUACAAAAGCUUCGUGAUUACAAUCCAAACUUCCCCCAAGAGCGACGGUAAAGGCAGUAUAGUGCACUGGACUCUGGAUUAUGAAAAGCUGCACGAGGGUAUUGGACAUCCUGAGUCUCUGCUCCAGUUCUUUAUCGAACUCACCGCCGACAUGGCUGCUCAUCUCCGCAAGGAAACUUAAUUAAUGGAUAGACCAUGGCAAGAAAAUCCCAUGUCGAAUCGUCUGCUAUUACUAUUACUAUCAGUACUGAUCUAAGAAUAAAAUUAGCAGCUUUGUACUGUGUUUUCAUUUGAAUAUUUGAAUGUUAGGUUUGAUUAUGCUGUUAUGAGUGGGGGCGCGCAGCGUUCUGUGUUUAUGUAUUAAAUCUACUAUGUGCUUUUAUUUGUGUGAUAUUAUUUAUAUAUGGUUUCAUAAUGUCUUUCUAUAA
Molecule: messenger RNA, 779 nt
Organism: Gossypium raimondii (Peruvian cotton)
Lineage: Eukaryota; Viridiplantae; Streptophyta; Magnoliopsida; Malvales; Malvaceae
Product: MLP-like protein 43
Exons: 2
Coding region: 59-532 (157 amino acids)
Biological process (GO): defense response
Source: RefSeq, a predicted model, not a curated record